AUGAUAAACGCUGAUAUUUAAAAUACAGAAUAUCCGUUUUUAAAACUUCCAUAUGAAUAUGCCGUUAAAUCACUUAAAAAAAUGAUUAAAUAAACUGAAAAGGAAAUUAGUUCUGUAUUAAAUUCAAUAAUCUAAUUAAAAAAAGAAAAUAAUUUUGAAAAAAAAGAUGUUCAGUAUUAAAUAUAAUAGCUAAUACAUAGACUAUAUUAAUAAAAAGAAAAACUCAAUUAAGAUUCUAAUGAAUAAUUGAAAAUUUAUUAAAGUUGCAGUUAAAGAGUCAAUCAUUUAAAUUCAAUUAAUGAAACUAAAGAAUCUUAAAAUUAAUAUCAUUCUACAAGAAACAAACGAUUAUUAAUAGAAUAAUUAACAAGAAAUAAAAAUAUUUAAAUAGCAAAGAAACUUAGUUAAAAUUUAAAAUUAGAUAAUUUUUGUGAUAUGGAAAUAAAUAUAAUCUAAAAUGCAAACAAAAUAAUCGAUAGCCUCAAAAAUUAAAAUAUUGAUAUUGCCUUUUAAUGGUGCUUAGAAAAUAAAUCAAAGCUUGAAAAAUUAAAAAGCGACUUUUAAUUUAGAUUAAUUUAGUAAAAAUUCAUUUAAUUCUUAAAAAAUGAUUAAAUACAAAAUGGAAGAAUAUACUUCUAAUAACAUUCUUAAUAAUAUAAAGAUAAUUAUAUUUCUGAAAUUAAAAAGCUUUUUAUGUGUAUACUUUUUAAUAAAAAUAUUGAUAAAUAUCCAUAGUAUUAGUACUACUUUAAUGAACAAAGAUGGAAUGAUCUUAUUGAAUAAUUCAAAAGCUUAUAUUAUAAAAUUUAUGGACUAACUUCUAAUUCAUAAUUAAACACUUGUUUAUAAGCUGGUAUUUCUUGUUUAAAAGUUUUAAAUUGCUAAUAUGAGAAAUUUUAAUGCCCUGAUAAAUGUCCUAUUUGUUCUCCUUUUAUAUCAAAACUUUCUGAAAAUGUUCCUGGUACCCAUAAAGUUAUUUCAACUCUAAUUUGUAGAAUUACUAAUGAUGUAAUCAAUGAGGAUAAUUAUGCUUUAAUUUUGAAUAAUAAUUAAGUUUUUAGUGAAAAAGGAGUCAAAUUAAUGAUAUAAUAAAAAAAUAAUGUUUGCCCAAUAACUAAAAAAUAUGUGGAUUGGUAAGAUACUCGUAAAAUAUUUUUAUCUUGA
Ichthyophthirius multifiliis is the source of this 1164-nucleotide messenger RNA. RefSeq lists its product as hypothetical. The record is from RefSeq and is a predicted model, not a curated record. Gene Ontology annotation, molecular function: ubiquitin-protein transferase activity. Gene Ontology annotation, cellular component: nucleus; cytoplasm; GID complex. The transcript has 5 exons. NCBI's taxonomy places the organism in Eukaryota, Ciliophora, Oligohymenophorea, Hymenostomatida. Gene Ontology annotation, biological process: proteasome-mediated ubiquitin-dependent protein catabolic process.